This is a messenger RNA of Penicillium malachiteum, 813 nucleotides long. RefSeq names its product DNA replication protein PSF2 (gene psf2). Lineage: Eukaryota; Fungi; Ascomycota; Eurotiomycetes; Eurotiales; Aspergillaceae. Gene Ontology annotation, biological process: double-strand break repair via break-induced replication; DNA replication. The transcript has 3 exons. The record is from RefSeq and is a predicted model, not a curated record. Gene Ontology annotation, cellular component: GINS complex; nucleus. Bases 1 to 813 code for a protein of 270 amino acids.
AUGGCUUUCCCUCUUCCGCGGGGCAUCACUCCCUCUGAGAUUGCCUUUCUCGCCGAGAUGGAGACCGUGACUAUCGUGCCCCGACAGCGCCUCGAGGGUCUUGAGUUACUAGGUGGCCCCGUCGAGCCUCUUGUUCCACCUCGUCGCGCAUCCCUUCCACUCUGGCUCGCCCUCCUACUUAAACGCCAACGACGCGCCAACAUUAUACCUCCAUCAUGGUUACACCCAGAUCCACUUGGCCUAAUCCUCGAGGUGGAAUCGCAGCAUCAAGAUUAUAAAAACUCCUUCUCGCCCCCUCCUCCACUGCCGGGUCAACCUAGCAUCAAUAGCUUUGGAAAAGAAGCCAAUCCCCGAGCACAAUACACACCAGAUGGAGAUAGAUACUAUGCCGCACCGCCGUUUCUACCUCAAAAUACUGCACAUGGAGGAGACUUUACAAAGGAGACACCAGCUUUACCAUUCCAUUGGGUGGAAGUCGGGAAUAUGCUACUUGAUGCAGCAAGUGAUGACCUUGUUGAGCCCGAUCAAAUUCGACGAUUACUAAAAGACUUGCGUGAGGUGCGCAUGUCGAAGAUGAGAUCUGGCGUGGAUGUCCUCGAUGCAGCCGCGACUGUUGGAGGUGGAGUUGCGCUGACUGGAGUGGGCGCAAUGGAGCUGGGUGAAGAACGUGGUUUUGUGGCUGGUGUAGUGGAUAAUCUUCGCAAAAUCGGCGCUUCGAAAGAACAAGCUAGACGUGAACAAUUGGCCGACCAGCGCGCAAACGGCCAAUACUCGGCGACUCAAGAUGAAGAAGAAGACUACAUGGAGUUUUAG